Molecule: messenger RNA, 873 nt
Organism: Bipolaris oryzae ATCC 44560
Lineage: Eukaryota; Fungi; Ascomycota; Dothideomycetes; Pleosporales; Pleosporaceae
Exons: 3
Coding region: 1-873 (290 amino acids)
Source: RefSeq, a predicted model, not a curated record
AUGCGGGAAUCAUGGCGAUGGCUGACGCUCGCCAUUUCCGGUGACUAUUACCAGCCCGAUUGCGACGUCAAGUUGGAGAGUCUUGGUAGUCGUCCAUGUGAGGAGAUCGGCCUCGAUGAGCUGAACUAUGACAUCACACGGCAUAUAGUCACUGCCGGGACGUGCAUCGGGUUUCAGAAUUGGUUAGCCAAGAUGGCCAUGCAGUUGACCCCAACAUGUUCGAGUAUUGUUGACGGGCCUCUUUCCUCAUUGCGCUCAACGACCAAGCCUCUCAGCCGCCCUGGGCGUACUAGAGAAUAUGCUGCGGCACAAUGUAGUACCUCAUUGUCAUUCGUGUCGCCGGGCUGUGAAAGGGGCUCCGGUCAUGCGGUGGCCAGAGUCAAGAGCCAUUCAUCGCCACGAGGUUGCCUGGCGUAUACACAUGUUGUAGUGACUUUCAUGGUCAGCAACUCUAGCAUGCAGCCAAUCGCGGAUAAUGUAGAUCUGAGGCUAAGCACAUGCGCCACGCAGCGCCACGCAGCUAAGCCUCAGGCCCCGACCAAUCAAUACGCUCAGUUCCUGAAACUAGGGAAUCGAUCUACAUGUAGUCUGCAAACGCAUGGUCCCUAUUGCAUCUUCACGAUUCUCUCAGUUUCAACCCUCUCAAAUGUCCCUACAAUGUCUUCUGACAUUCUACAAGCCAUAGACGUAUGCCGGAGUGGAAGCCGGGGCGUCCGUGCUUCAAGGUGCGGAGAGCUUUUGCACUGCCCCCUUACCAAGAACGCCGGGCAGCUUGUCUUUGCUCAUCUCGCCUUCAACGGUUCUAGUCGCCAAAGCAAUCAUUCUAGCCAUCUUGGCGAAUGCUCGCCAGCUCAGUGUCCACCACGACGAUAG